AUGGUGAACGUACUCGAGGACGCUGCAUCUGCCUUUUCAUCUUUUACUGGGACCUACGAGAAGGAAGAUCAAGACUCGGCAGUACUUCGAUCGGGUCUGCCCGAGGGAGAAAAGGAAAACGCAAAAGAAACCAUUCGUGACUUUUUUCUCUCCACCCUUCGUAUCCCAGACUCGUCGGUCUCAGCCAUGAAAUUCUACGCUGUACAUAGGCUCCCUCGUCCUCGUAUUCCGGAGAACGCAGACCCCGAGGAUCCUAGAGUGAAAUUUCGCCCGAUGAUGGUCGCUUUCCUCUCCGUACAAGAUAGGGAGGUGGUUCUUUCUAAUGGAGGUAUGCUGGCAGGCAAGAAAAUAUCUAUGAAAAUUGACCUUCCAACCCCUCUGAGGGAGAAACGGAGACGCUUGGAGGGGAUUGCCUACAAGUUGCGCCAAGAGCAGCACCAGGGUGGUCUGCCGGGCCCCCCGCAGGGCGGGAAUGCCUCCAUCGAGCUCGCCCGGCUUCCCGGUGGGAGGCGAACGGUUUUCCCUCUGGAGGUUCUCAUCCGGUCUCGCUCGUUUGGGAGCUCCAACAAUUUCCGUGUCCUUGAAGAAUGCCGAUUCCAUUUGGCACAGCAACGUCGCCUCAACAUCGAGCAUGUUGCCUUGUUGCUGUGCGGCGUGUUCGGUGCCCUGGAGGGAUACCCCCAACGCUACGGACAAGGCGGGUUCGGGGGUGCACCGUACGGAGGUGGGAUCGGGGGUGCACCUCUCGGCGUACCCGCUGGAGUCGGCGGUGGGUCCACCGGCGGCGGGUUCGGCGGGAGCUUCGGCGCCAACGGCCCCUUCGGCGGCUUCGGCAACAACUACGGCGGCGGUUACGGGGCCACCUCGGGCGGGGCCGGCGGCGGCGGCCUCGGCGGCGGCUCGACCGGCGGCGGCUUCGGCGCCACCUACGGCGGCCACUCGCCCAUCGCCGGAGACUUCGCCGGAAGCAUCGGAGGCGAGUGCCCUCGACCUUCGAGCUCCUCGGACGAGCGACCGGAUCCUCGUCCGGCGGGAUCGGCCGUCGAUGAAGCAAGAAGCUCCUUCAGACUCUCCGCGAUCCAAUUCGCUCGCAUUCGCGACACCUGCCGGAAUAAAUUCAUUCUUGCUUCCAACGCAUCGUCUCCGUCUCCUCGGAUGCGCGAUUCCAUCGACCGCGUGAGAAACCGAUCGAACGAAAUCAUGGCAGAACAUCCUCCUGCAAAGGACGACGUCCCUUCCUCCCUGCCUUCAUCUGCCCUUUACCACCUUCGAUCUUUUCGACGUGGCCUUCAAGGUCGCCCCGAGGAGAGCCACGGCGCCGCGCAGAAAGCCCGCGCCGUACGCGCAUGCGCGUUGCGAUCUGCAUCCUUCGAGGCCUUCCCCUCCCUGACCAAAUCUCAAAUCCCAAAUUUGCAACGAUGA
This is a messenger RNA of Darwinula stevensoni, 1422 nucleotides long. The record is from the annotation of a GenBank genome assembly. Lineage: Eukaryota; Metazoa; Arthropoda; Ostracoda; Podocopida; Darwinulidae.